Molecule: messenger RNA, 3669 nt
Organism: Cynara cardunculus var. scolymus (artichoke)
Lineage: Eukaryota; Viridiplantae; Streptophyta; Magnoliopsida; Asterales; Asteraceae
Product: phosphatidylinositol 4-kinase gamma 6-like
Exons: 2
Coding region: 1631-3427 (598 amino acids)
Source: RefSeq, a predicted model, not a curated record
UGCCCUUGCGAUUCUCUUGCAAGGAAGUUAAAAAGAGACUCUGAUAAAGCGGGAGAAAGGUCACACACUCCACACACUCGACGCCUAAGAGUCGAGCGGCCGAUCAGAUCCACCGUACGACUCGUCUCGCUUGAUUUCCAUCGGCCGGCGGUGGUGGAUUCAAAUUUGAUUCGUCUGCGGUGUUUUCUUAUGAGAUCAUUUGGUGAGUUUGAUCUACCCUUUGAUUUGUUGCGGUUUGUUGAAAAUUAAUAUAAUGUUUGUUGUAAGUUUAUGAAUUGUGAGUUUGGAUGCUUAUCAUCAUCUGUCUCUUACUAUUAGUGAAUAUUAUUCGUGUUUGUUGAAACUUUAGCGAAUCUUGCAUACUUAAGUUUUGAAUUUUUAACUUUUAGAAAAUGAUCGUCUUAAUUCGCUCUGCAACUUUCAUGUUUUUCACUUACAUAAUUUUUGACGGUUUUUUUACAGAGAAAAUGAAGAAUCAAACGAUGGUCAGGCUUUGAAAAAGAAUCGUUUUGAACACAAAUGUUCUGGAAAAAAAUCCAUCGUAAGUUAAAGAAAUUUGAAUUUAUGAUCAACGUUGGUCUUUUAUUUUCGGUGACUUUUGAUUCGAUAUUUGUUGAAAAUUUAAUGAAUCGUCACUCUUCUAUGCUCACGGUUGGAGUUAUUCUGAACCGCAAUUGAUAAUGUCAAUUGUUUGGCAAAUUCUGUAACCAAAGCAAAUCAAACGGACAACAUAAGUUUAACUUUAAUAAUUGUAGACAGUUUAUCAGAGAAAAUGAAGAAUAAGAUGAUUGAAUCACUGAAAAAGAACCUUUUUGAACACAAACUUAAUGUUUAUUGUAAGGUUUUGAAUUUGAAUUUAUGAUCAUCAUCUGUCUCUUGUUAUCAAUGGAUAUUGCUUCGCACUUGUUUAAAAUUUAUGAGUUUUGAGUGCUCUUAACAUUUAUUAUAGAAAAUGAAGACACCAAUUUUAACUUUGAAAAAGAUCAUAUUGUUCAUCAUAAGUUUGUGAAUUUGAAUUAUUACAAUCAUCAAUAUCCUUUUAAAACUGAGCACCAUUCACAUUUCAAAAAAUUAAUGAAUCUUGUAUACUUAAGUUUUGAGUGUUCUUAACUUUUGGCUUUGUUUAGCAACUUUUGUAUUGAUCUUGCUUAAAUAAUUUUAAACGGGUCCGUACGGAAAACUAAGAAUUAAACAGACAGAAACUUCCUGAAAAAGAUCAAAGUAGAACAGGUUCGUUGUUUUAUGAUUCUUUUGUGGGAGUAAACUACUUUGAGAAACCUGAAGCCCAAUGAGAGAGAUAUGGGGUCUAUCAGAUGGACAACUUUCUGGAAAUAGAUGUACUAAUUUCUGUUCUGGCAAGUGCAACAAUGUGAGAUCACUUCUCUGGUUUCCUUUGCUGUCAAUAUAUCCCAAUGUGAGAUCUGCAAAGAGAACUUCAAGGGUUCUAGGGCUGAUAUGUUUGCUCAGGGAAAAAACAUAUUUUUCUUUCAAUUGGUGCUGGCGAGUGAGCUUGGUGUCUGCUUGAGAGAAAUUCUCUCUGUUGGCGCUGCCUCUGCCGUCAGCUUUGGGAUUUACAAAUUUUCUGCUUCUUUUCACAUCUCCUGAUCUUCACCCCUACUUGGAAUCGGGGAUGGCAGCUGCUCCUUUUAAAAUUCCCUUCAGGAAGGACAACCACGGGGAAAGGAUGGAAGCUAAGUUUCCAGGAAAAAGACGUAUUUUUGUACAGACAGAGACUGGAUGUGCGCUGGGUAUAGAGUUGGAUGGGAAUGAUGAUGCACACACGGUAAAAAGGAGAUUGCAGACUACCUUUAAUGUACCUACAGAGGAGUGGUUGCUGGUUUUAGGGGAUCAAGUGUUGAAUAAUGAUCUCAGCACCGUGAGAAAUGGCUCUCCUGUCCUUCUUACAAGGAACUUUCUUCACAGAAGCUCAUCUACAUCAUGUCUCUCUCCAGUCAGUAAAGAUACUGAAUAUAGUGACCAUAGUGAAUCAGUGGAGAUACUAGUGCCAUCAAUGCAAUUUUCCAGGACCAAACAAUUGGUGCAUGACAUUGCAAAGGCAAUAGAGAGUGGUAUUGCACCAGUUCCAAUUUCAAGUGGGCUUGGGGGUGCUUACUAUUUCAGAAAUUGUGAUGGUGAUAAUGUUGCUAUUGUAAAGCCUACAGAUGAGGAACCUUUUGCCCCCAAUAAUCCAAAAGGGUUUGUGGGCAAAGUGCUUGGGCAACCAGGAUUGAAACCUUCUGUUCGUGUUGGGGAGACAGGCUUCAGAGAAGUUGCCGCCUUCCUUCUUGAUCAUGACCAAUCAGCCAAGGUGCCUCCUACCACCCUUGUGAAGAUCAGACACUCAAUUUUCAACAUCAACGAUGAGGUGAGUGAAAGCAUGCUCCAAAACAUGAUGCACGUCUGUAAGAUUGCAUCACUGCAACAGUAUAUCCGUCAUGAUUUUGAUGCUAGUGAUCAUGGGACUAUAAGCUUUCCUGUGUCUGCCGUCCACAGGAUUGGGAUAUUAGAUAUUCGUAUCUUGAACACAGACAGGCAUGCUGGAAAUAUUUUGGUCAAGAAACUUGACAGUUUAGGGAGCUUUGGCCAGGUGGAACUUGUCCCCAUCGACCAUGGUCUAUGCCUUCCUGAGAGCUUGGAGGACCCUUACUUUGAGUGGAUCCACUGGCCACAGGCAUCAGUGCCCUUCUCUUAUGAUGAACUUGAGUAUAUUUCCAAUCUUGACCCUGUUUAUGAUUCUGAAUUAUUACGUAUGGAACUCCCAAUGAUUCGUGAGGCUUGUCUUCGUGUCCUAGUUCUUUGCACCAUUUUUCUUAAAGAAGCUGCCUCUUUUGGUUUAUGCCUGACUGAGAUUGGUGAGAUGAUGACUAGGGAGUUCCAUGGCCAUGAAGAAGAACCAAGCGAGCUCGAAUCAAUAUGCAUUCAGGCAAGGAAACUAUUGGAGGAAAGUGAGAGCUGGUCCCCUGCGAUAAGGACGAUAAACAAGGAAGUGUUCCAGUUUGACAUAGAAUACGAGGAAGAUUUUGGUAACGGUGGAAACAUGCUUUCGGAUUCUGUGGAGAGUUUUGAGACAGAGGAAGAAGACUACUUAAAGUUGAAUGAACGUGGUGGUGAUAAGAUGCAAGUACAGGCUGUUUCAAAGUUAUCCACAUCAAUGAAAGCUUGUAGCAUUGAAGGACAAAACUGGAGGAAUCCGAUGCUAACAGUUGACGUGAGUUACACUGCUAGCAGUUCAUCUGGAAACAGGAGCAUGAACGGGCAACUGCCUAGGAGCAUGAGCUUCGUAACAUUCUCAGAUAUGUCUCAAGAGGAAUGGACUGUUUUCCUUGGACAUUUUGAGGGGCUUCUGCACUCAGCUUUCACCGAUAGCAAGUCAAGGAAUCUGGGUUUGAGGCAAAGGCAGAGACUUGGGACUUCAUGUCAAUUUUGAGAUACCAGGAAAUAAGGACACAGAACAAUAAGAGAGAGAACCGCCACAACUUCAGAAAGAGGUAUUUACGUGUCUAAGUCUAAACACUUGGUGUUUUCUUGUUAAAUUUUGUUUAUGACCAUGCUUCUUAUUUGGUGUAUAAUGUAUGAAGUUUACAAAUAAAAAUCUUUCUGUGGGGAUAUGAGAAUUGAGGUCUUGUAUUCAAGCACUAUUUUAAUUGCAUGCAAAGCCUCUGUUGCACU